GUGCACUACUUCAGCAUUGAUCAAGAGUUCAUCUACGAGCCCUUUUUCGCUGACUUUGGUCCACUGAACCUCGGAAUGGUAUGGAGAUAUUGCAAGGCGCUCGAGGCCAAGCUUGGUGACAGCAACCUGGCGGACAAGCGGAUCGUCCAUUACUGCUCGCAUGACCCAAAGAAGCGCGCGAAUGCCGCGACUCUGGUGUGCGCCUUCCAGGUCAUCGUGCUUGGCAAGCCAGCAGAUGAGGCCUACAAGCCGUUCCAGUCUGUCUACCCUCCCUUUCUACCGUACCGCGAUGCAACCUGCGGCAUCUGCACCUAUAGCCUGACGGUCCUGGACUGCCUGAAGGGCCUGGAGAAGGCCAUCGAGUGCGGAUGGUUUGACUGGAAACAGUUCGAUGUGGAAUCCUACGAAUUCUUCGAAAAG
Messenger RNA from Symbiodinium pilosum, 420 nucleotides. The record is from the annotation of a GenBank genome assembly. NCBI's taxonomy places the organism in Eukaryota, Dinophyceae, Suessiales, Symbiodiniaceae.